GCUCGCGAGGCACGGGAGCGCUCGCGGAUGAAAGAGAGGACACUGCUCUCCGCAACGAAGCGACCUGUUUGUGUUUCACGGACAAAUACUGCUGCAUUAUCCAACACGAAAAGUAUGUCUGCCUCCCGUACGAUCAUAUGUUUACUGAGAAACGACUUGCGUCUCCACGACAAUGAGCUUUUCCAUUGGGCUCAAAGAAACGCAGAGUACAUUGUCCCACUGUACUGCUUCGACCCCAGACAUUAUGUGGGAACAUACAACUACAACCUGCCAAAGACCGGGCCUUUCCGCAUGCGCUUCUUACUGGAGAGUAUCAGAGACCUCAGAAACACACUGCUCAGCAAGGGCAGCAACCUGGUAGUGAGACGGGGUAAGCCAGAGGAUGUUGUUGCCGAGCUCAUCAAGCAGCUGGGCACUGUCAGCACCGUGGCUUUCCACGAAGAGGUGACUUCAGAAGAGCUGAAUGUGGAAAAAAAGGUGAAGGAUGUCUGUGCACAGAUGAAGGUCAAAGUUCACACCUGCUGGGGAUGUUCACUGUACCACAGAGAUGAUCUCCCAUUUCACCACAUAUCUAGGCUGCCUGAUGUGUACACUCAGUUCAGGAAGGCAGUAGAGACCCAGAGCAGAGUGAGGCCUGUGUUCCCAACCCCCGAGCAGCUAAAUCCUCUUCCUCCAGGGUUGGAGGAAGGAGCCAUUCCAACAGCACAGGACCUGCAACAGACAGAGCCUUUGACUGAUCCUCGCUCAGCCUUCCCCUGCAGUGGCGGUGAAAGUCAGGCUCUGGCCAGACUCAAACACUAUUUCUGGGACACUGAUGCAGUUGCAACUUAUAAGGAGACUCGUAACGGUCUGAUCGGUGUGGACUACUCCACUAAAUUUGCACCUUGGCUGGCGAUGGGUUGCAUUUCACCCAGGUAUAUUUAUCAUCAGAUCAAACAGUACGAGAGGGAGCGGACAGCCAAUCAGAGCACGUACUGGGUAGUUUUUGAACUUUUGUGGAGGGAUUACUUCAAGUUUGUGGGUAUGAAGUACGGAAACAGACUAUUUCAGGUCAAAGGACUUCAAGACAAAUCUGUGCCAUGGAAAAAGGACAUGAAGCUUUUCAAUGCAUGGAAAGAGGGACAAACAGGAGUGCCGUUUGUGGACGCCAACAUGAGAGAGUUGGCAAUGACAGGUUUCAUGUCCAACAGGGGGCGGCAAAAUGUUGCUAGCUUCCUUACAAAGGAUCUGGGCCUGGACUGGAGGAUGGGAGCUGAGUGGUUUGAAUACCUUUUGAUUGACCAUGAUGUCUGCAGCAACUAUGGCAACUGGCUGUACAGCGCUGGUAUAGGAAAUGACCCCAGAGAGAACAGGAAGUUUAACAUGAUCAAACAAGGCCUCGACUAUGAUAAUAAUGGUGACUAUGUCCGGCAGUGGGUCCCAGAAUUGCAGGGGAUCAAGGGAGCCGAUGUGCACACACCCUGGACUCUCAGCGCUGCUGCGCUGUCACAUGCUAACGUGUCCCUCGGUGAGACGUAUCCCACCCCCAUUGUCAUAGCGCCUGAGUGGAGCAGACACGUUAACAAGAAAUCGAGUGGUGCAGGGACAUCACCAAGAGGAAAGAAAGGCCCCUCUAACACUCCUAAACAGCACCGGGACAGAGGCAUAGACUUCUAUUUUUCCAGAAGCAAAAACCUGUGAUCUGCCAUAAGGCAAACAGAUGGAUGGUGCUCAGAGGAUGGAAGUUCCAGUGAUGCAAACCUAGACUGCUGCUGUAAAAUCUGUGUUGCAUACUGUUGUGUUGAGGGCAAUUGAAUUUGAAGAAUUUGGGGAAAUGCAUGUUCCCACUGACACUUGCAUAGAUGGACUUGACUGAUCUACAUUUAUGCUAUCAGUUCUCUAGAAAAAUAAGGCCACGUAAACCCUCUUUCACAGACUGUUGUUUUUUUUUAUGUUUCCUGUUGUGCUGCAGCAACCAGUGAAAAAGGACACUGCGGUUUUUGAGACAGUGGAUCAGUCACAAAGAUCUGUUGGCUUAUGUUUUUGCGCAGAUUAUUUUCUUGCAGUUUUAUUAUGCGUGUUUGAAUACACAGCUGUUGCUACUUUGUGUUCAUUUUUUAAGUUUGCCUAUUUUUGGCUGUUACAAAAUAAAACACUCAGGAGAGUUUUUGUGAUUUUGUUAUGCAGUGUAGUAAGUAACACCCUUUCAGUGUCUGACUUCAAAACUUCAAAUCUUGAUUUCGGUUUUUAUUGUUAUUAAACACUAUUAAAGGAAACGAGGUGGAGCAA
This is a messenger RNA of Toxotes jaculatrix (banded archerfish), 2268 nucleotides long. RefSeq names its product cryptochrome DASH (gene cry-dash). Bases 28 to 1680 code for a protein of 550 amino acids. The transcript has 14 exons. Gene Ontology annotation, molecular function: damaged DNA binding; FAD binding; deoxyribodipyrimidine photo-lyase activity. Gene Ontology annotation, biological process: photoreactive repair. NCBI's taxonomy places the organism in Eukaryota, Metazoa, Chordata, Actinopteri, Toxotidae. The record is from RefSeq and is a predicted model, not a curated record.